Messenger RNA from Hypanus sabinus (Atlantic stingray), 4113 nucleotides. Its product is annotated as speedy protein 1-A-like. Gene Ontology annotation, biological process: positive regulation of cyclin-dependent protein serine/threonine kinase activity. The transcript is spliced from 5 exons. The record is from RefSeq and is a predicted model, not a curated record. NCBI's taxonomy places the organism in Eukaryota, Metazoa, Chordata, Chondrichthyes, Myliobatiformes, Dasyatidae. Gene Ontology annotation, molecular function: protein kinase binding. The coding region runs from base 2041 to 3381 and encodes 446 amino acids.
CUGUCUAUGUAGCAAAUCCUUCCUUCAUUUGAUUAAGUUCCUGGACUUUCGGUUGCAGCGAAUCAAAUCAGCUGGAAUUUCCAAGCGAAACAGGACGACAUUUGGGGCAGCCUGCAAGAGUCUCUGUGCUUCUGCCGGCAUACCUGAGCCGGUAGACUGUAGCCAUGAUGGCCUGCUCUCUGAGGAGCGUUAAGUCUCCUGCACCUCUUCCUUCCCCUAGUUGUGUUCCAACACCCCCUUCCACCCAAACAAAAACACCAGGAAUAUUGUGUUUGUACCAGCUGCCAGCUGGUUGACAACUGAGUACCAAUCAUGCGACUUGCCAUGUAGAUCUCCAAUAAUCUCGUACUGCAAUCUUGCUGCAUUGACACAUUUGUGCAUUAAUAUCUGCUCGUUAAUACACCAACACACUUUCCAUUUAUUUAUGUAUCCAUUUAGCACAGUAACAGGCCCCUCUGGCCCAACGAGCCCACGCCCAUGUGACCAAUUGACUAACUAACCCACCUGUACGUCUCUGGAGCGAGGGAGGAAAGUGAAGAGCAUGCAGACUUCUUACAGACCGUGGUGGGAAUUGAACCUGGGUCACUGGCACUGGUUUUGCUAACCGCUACUCUGAUUCACUCUUUUUGUUACAGUUUCCGCACCUUGAUAGAACAAGCUCUCCAGUGAGGCAGACAGGGUUUAACGUGGGUGGAGAACUAGCGUCCGAGAGAGCUUCAUAAGGAAUUUCAAGCUGUUGAGGUUAAACUAAGUGCCAAAAGAAGAAAACUGCUGGUAGAACACUGUGGGUUUAGAAACAGCUGCGGGGAGAAGGAAUGGUCGAGAGAUGAGGAGAAAUUCCUUUGACCAGAGGCUGGUGAACCUGUGGAAUUCAUUGCCGCAGACGGCUGCGGAAGUCAAGUCGUUGGGUAUAUUUGAAACGGAGGUUGAUAGGUUCUUGAUUAGUAAUGGUGUCAAAGGUUAUAGGGCAAGGCAGGAAAAUGGAGUUCAGUUACGAGUGAAUGGUGCAACAGACUCGAUGGGUUUAAGUGGCCCCAUUCUGCUCCUGUUGGUUACGGUCUUGUGUUUCGGUCAAAAUCAGUCCCAAUGCAGGGUCCUGGACCUGAAACUGUUAACGAUUCCUUUCCCUCCUCUCCCCCAAUGGAUGCUGCUUGACCCACCAAGUUACUCCAGUAGAUUACACGAUUAUCCAGAUUCCAGCACCUGCAGGCUCUCGUGUCCCAAGAUUAAAGUGUGUACUGGACUCGGGGUCCUGGUGAGACAGCUGACCCAUCACCCUCGAGUUCCAGGGACACAUCAUUGACCCCAACCUUAAGAGGAGGUCUGUGUGGAGUUCACAUAUUCUCCUCACGAACGUGUGGGCUCACUCCAGGAGAUGGAGUCUCCUCCGGGACGCCAGAAAUUUGCUGGUGGUUUAAUUGAUGGCUGUGAAUUACCCGUUUCAGCAGCUGAAUGGCAGAAAAAAAAAAUUCCAGACUUGCAGAAGAGCAAAUAAAGAGAGGGUAAAUGUUUCUGAGGAGGGUGCUCUGGGAGCCAGCGGCUAAGCGUGGAGACACGGGCGAUGACGGGUGUUGUGAUCUGGAGCUAAGAUAAACUGCGAGGGGAUCUCGGCGGGUCCAGCGGCAUCUGUGGAGGUAAAGGGGUGAUUGCCGAGAUCUUCCAUUGGGACUGAGAGAUUUGCAGUGCAACGAGGUCGAGGGAUAAGAACAUAGGAAACAGGAGCAGGAGUCGGCCAUCCGGCCUGUCGAGCCUGCCCCGCCGUUCAAUAAGAUCGUGGCUGAUCUGUCCGUAAACUCAGCUACAUCGACCUGCCUUUUCCCCCAGAACCCUUAAUUCCACUACUAUAUAAAAACUUAUCUAACUGUAUUUUAAAUAGUGAGGAAGCCCCAACUCCUUCCCUGGGCAGAGAAUUCCACAGAUUCACCACUCUCUGGGAGAAACAGUUCUCCUCAUCUCCGUCCUCAAUCUUCUCCCGUGGAGGUGGAAGGUAGAAGUGAGAACCAGGCAAGUUGUGGGGAUGUGGGAAGAUGGGCGGGUGUAAUGUCGCCUGAUUGUGUGGGGGAGCUAGGAAAGGUGAGCAAAGGAAGAGAGACUGGUAGCGGUGUGGAAGGAGCACAGGGUGUGCUCGGCUGGGAGGCAAAUUUCAUGUCCAUGCAUUCAUUGUUAAACAUUUAUUGGGGUCGCAGUGAGCCAAACACUAAUAUGGUGUCAGUGACCGGGCUGCAAGGAGUUUAUAACCAUCUCUGCUGGGCGCUCCCGAUUUCCUCCUGCGUCCCACAGACACUCGGGUUAGUAGCUUACUCGGGCAUACGGGUGCAAUCAGACUGUAGGCCGCGCAGGUGGAAGGUGAAAUGCUGCUCUUCUAGUUUGCGCUUUGCCUCGCCGUGGCAGUGGAGGAGGCUGCACGCGGUCGGGUUGGCGCGGGAACGGGCAGGAGGAUCUCGAGGCGACUGCCGCGGGCUGGGCAAAGCACUGCGCGAGUCUCGCUGGGGCUUGAUUUUCCUGUUUUUGUCGCAGACCUCCCCGGACUGCCUCCCCUUUGCCACCAUGAGGCACCAGCAGACCCGCCCCGAGAGCCACUCUUCGGUCACUGUUCUGGUGAAGCCAGGUGUCUCCAAGCUGUCACGUCACGGCCGGGAUCUGGUGCCUCGGAGGCCCAGGCUGCAGGAGAGGGACGAAGGGGAAGUAAGCAAGAUGUCAGAAGAGCCUCCAUUUGUAAUAAAAGACCAAGAGCUUGAUGCCUUUCUUAAGCUGCUCGAUGAUGAGGUGAUUCAGGACUUCCUGUGGAUGGACAGUUGCUGCAGGAUUGCAGACAAGUACUUGCUGGCCAUGGUCCUCAGCUAUUUCAAACGAGCAUUUCUUCAUACAAGUGAAUACUCAAGGAUGAACUUCUUCUUGGCUUUGUACCUGGCGAAUGACAUGGAAGAGGACGAAGAGCAGUACAAGUACGAGAUAUUCCCGUGGGCGCUGGGCGAGAAUUGGAGGAAGCUCGUUCCGAAUUUCCUGAAGCUCCGGCUGCACCUCUGGGCGCAGAUGAAUUACCGGGCGGCCGUGAGCCGGCACUGCUGUGAGCAGGUGAUUGCCGCCAUUCCGUCUCACUACAUCUGGCACAGAGAGCGUCCAGCUCACCACAGUGGUGCGACCCGGAGCUACUUGCAGAAAGAGAUCGUCCCCUCCCUGCCGGGACCCAACGGAAGCCCCCCAUUGUGCACCCUCUGUACCCACUCCAGGUGCUACUUCGGCCUCGACUUGGACUCCUCACCCUCGCCAGAAAAUGCCUCCCUGUUUGAUAGCGAUUGGCCCCACGAUUUCCUGAUACUUUCCCCAGCUGCACUGAUAGACCACGCGGUAGAAGGUACGGUCUCACUGGACUCUGUCUAACACCCUCGGGGUUCGAAUGUGGGAGGAGUCUCUCUCCAGGUUUUUGACAGGGAGCAGAUUAAAUGCCCGGUUGGCAGUUUUGUAGUUCAGGCCGCAAACAGCGCACCAGUUGUAAUCUUUUUCCUGACUAACACAAGAUCCCAGACCUGGCAGUCACAGGACCGUGUUCCGCGGUGAAGUUUUUGCUGGAAUCCAAAGCCCGAUUCUCGAAGCGAAGUUUUGCAGGUUUGGAUUAAUGGGCUGCGUCUGCUGCCUUGUUCCGUAUUAGGAUGCACCACCCUGCCUAAAUCCCCCUGGGCUGGGCUGAGCACUCACGGGCACCUCACCUAGAAUGACCGGAGCAGCCUUUAACACCGCCGCGCGGUGCGGUCUGCGUUUGAGCACAGCUGGGUUUGCCUGCUCACUUCCAGGGGAUUCUGUUGCUGUCCUGUAUUGCAGUGUGGGGAACUCCUGACCUGCUGGGAUGAUGGCAGCUCUGUGCAUUGCUCCUGCCGGAAGUGUUAGUCAAGGGCACCUUGACGUCCUUUUACCACUGGUGCAGGUGCUGGCGUUUCUCCUCCAGCCUGUUCAGCAUUUUACGGCCCAGCGCACUUUAUUUGUUCUCCUACUUUCUCGUUUACCCCUGCGGAACUGACGGGCAGGGAGUUGUUGCCAUUGUCUGUUUGCACUCGAAUGUUACGAGCAUCCGUUUGUGAUUGUGCGUGUAUUUAUUGCUGUGGAAUAAAUUUUGGA